Molecule: messenger RNA, 1722 nt
Organism: Cadophora gregata
Lineage: Eukaryota; Fungi; Ascomycota; Leotiomycetes; Helotiales; Ploettnerulaceae
Exons: 8
Coding region: 193-1263 (356 amino acids)
Molecular function (GO): oxidoreductase activity; zinc ion binding
Source: RefSeq, a predicted model, not a curated record
ACUUCAUGUCUUGAAUUGACUUUUAGAUACUUGAAGGAUUGAUCUGCUCUCAUAUCAAAAGACUGUUCAAAAAGAAAUCGCUUGGAACAUUAACAAAUACAUUACUUCCCUUUAAUUGAAGUCUUUGUAUUUGGACAUCAUAAUCCCAAACCGAAACAGCUGAUCUCAAACAUCCACCCCACUACUGUCAUCAUGUCGAAGAAUACAAUGAAAGCAGUUGUCUUCAAGGGAGCUUUGAAAGUGGUCAUCGAAGACCGACCGGUUCCCAAGAUUGUCGACCCAACGGAUAUUCUGAUCAAAGUCAAGUACUCUGCUCUGUGUGGAAGUGAACUCCAUGUAUUCCGAGGUCACCAACCCAGCAAGACAGACUUCAUCAUGGGCCACGAAACCACCGGCGAAGUCGUCGAAGUCGGCUCCUCGAUCAAGAACCACAAAAAAGGCGACACAGUCGUAAUGCCCUUCACCGUUUCCUGCGGCGCCUGUUUCUACUGCGAGCGAGGGUACUCCUCCCGCUGCGAGAAAUGCCUUCUCUUCGGGUGUCCGCUCCUCGACGGCGGUCAAGCAGAGUACAUGCGAGUUCCGCUCGCGGACUCCACAGCCGUGAAGGCGCCCGAGGGAAUCGACGAGAAGAAGUUAGUUCUGAUGGCGGAUAUUUUCCCCACGGGGUAUUUUGCUGCUGCGAAUGCGUUUAGGGGGUUUGAUGAGGAGACGAUUGCGCAGAGUGUGGUGGUGUUGAUUGGGUGUGGGCCGGUGGGGUUGUGUGCGUUGAUUAAUGCGUUGGAGUAUAAGCCGAAGGUGGUUAUUGCUGUUGAUCGGGUGGAUAGUAGGUUGGAGUUGGCGAAGAAGUUAGGGGCGGAGCCGUGGAAUGAUCAGAAGGAUCGGGCUGGCCUCGAAGCAAGAGUCAAAGAAUUAACCAACGGCCGAGGAGCAGACACCGUCAUCGAAGGAGUCGGACAUGCCGACGCGCUGAAGACAGGAUUCGAUCUCCUCCGUCCAUGGGGUAACAUCUCCAGUUUCGGUGUGCACAACGAGGAGAUUCCAUGGACUGGUAAUCAAGCGUAUGGCAAGAAUCUGAGAAUACAGAUGGGAAGAUGUCCUGUUCGAAGCAUUUUCCCACAGGCUUUGGAAAUGUUGAAGAAGAAUCAGCACAAGCUUGACUUCAUGACUGAUAAGUUCAUGCCGAUGAGUCAGGCUGUUGAGGGAUACGACAUCUUCAAUAAGAUGCAAGUCCAGAAAGUGGUCUUUGUUCCAGAACAUCAGUAGGAAGAUCGCUUAAAAGGAAUGGGACUGUGAAUGUUGGAGAUGUCUGGGAUUUCAUUCGCUUCAAUGUUGUUAUGGCUAUCAAUGUUUUCGGUGACAGGGGUCUGGAGUGAGGCGAGAGGACAGGAGAUGAGCGAAAUGGAUUGGGUAGCAUUUCAAAUUGCAAAAAGCAAUAGAAAUAUCCCAUGUCGAAUCUUUCAAUGCGACUUUACCUCGCCCACUCUGGAGCAAAUCACCUGACCUGGCCCUCCAACCCAUUCGAUCGCAAUACAAUUCUAUCAUCGACGUUCAAAAGAGUGCUGCUCGAAGCGAUAAUGAAAAGGCAAUCGCUCUCGAGCGAGUAUGUCACUUUAUGAAGGACGGUUUGCCGCCUGUCGCUAUAUGCGUGCGUAUAAGAGUGAGAGUGGGGUGAUAGGUUGCAUGGAACUAUUUAUUGCAAAGACCCCCGACUUUUUAUUGGGG